Apis laboriosa (Himalayan honeybee) is the source of this 6848-nucleotide messenger RNA. It is a transcript of the gene gek, whose product is annotated as serine/threonine-protein kinase Genghis Khan. The transcript is spliced from 26 exons. Gene Ontology annotation, biological process: peptidyl-threonine phosphorylation; actomyosin structure organization. Bases 852 to 6233 code for a protein of 1793 amino acids. NCBI's taxonomy places the organism in Eukaryota, Metazoa, Arthropoda, Insecta, Hymenoptera, Apidae. Gene Ontology annotation, molecular function: ATP binding; protein serine/threonine kinase activity. The record is from RefSeq and is a predicted model, not a curated record. Gene Ontology annotation, cellular component: cytoplasm; cytoskeleton.
ACCAAAUUGUUGGGGGUUUGGAGGUGGCCAUGCAAGAUGUUUUGUGAUAAACGAAUGGUGCGCAUAAUAAACAAUUAAACCAAUAUUAUAGCGUGACGCGUUGUUUCAGCAGAUAUGUUUGAAUCAUUUGAGCAAAUAGUUCGAAUCGACAAAGAAAAAGCCUUUCACUCAAAACAUCUUUCUCACAUGCGAUAGGAAUUUUACGUCACAAAUUUGAUCGGAAUGAGAGUGUAGUGCCGCGACGAGGUUAUACUAGAAAUUGGGACAAUGGGCUUAAAUAUUUAUGUACGUUUCAUUUUAUAAUUAUUUCAUUAAAUAAGUACUGUAUAGUUCUAUUAUACAGAUACCGAUUUCUUCUACAAUACGAGUUGUCUUGGUGAUUUUGUUGAACUCGUUAAUUGCGAAUGCGGUGCCCUACCCCGUUGCACUAUUUUUGUCUACGUUUUAUUUACACGUAUUUCUCUUGUUGCGUAUUUUCUUCGCCAAAUAUUUUGGCUAUCUUUAUAGCAGUUACGUAAUUUCCGAUGUGAGUAAUUCCGACACCAUGGCCGAUGAUGAAUUAAAUGAAACUCGAUUGUUUUACACAUAGUGGUGUAUGGAUAUAUAUACCAUGCUAAGUUAAAGGGAAUUGAUUUUUGACAUUCUUUGCAUAAGGAUAAAAGCUCAAAGCGUACUAAUCAUGUACCGAUAACAUAGUCGGAAAAUAAUUGCUGUAUGAUUGUAAACAAAAUUAAUAUUUAAACAGUGAAAGUGAAUCUAUUUAGAUAUGUCUAGUGGAAAUUAUCUUUUUAAGGAUAGACAUCACAUCAUAAUGUGGUGGUUUGAGAUAUUAUUGAAUCAUAUUAUUAAAAAUGACAGAAGUAGUGUCCAAAAAUUUUGGUAAAGGACAACUUAUGCGAAAAAGAGACAUGUCAGAUUCGCAGCAUCAAUAUAAUCAACCUCCUCCUGAUAUUAUGCCAAAAGGACUUGCAAUCAAUGGCAUAGGAGGAAGGUUACGCCAAUUGGAAUCUCUUUUUAUUGGUGGUCCUGUUCAAGGAGAAGGAAGAAUAGGACAUACAUUUUCUAUUGAGACACUUAUUGAUAUUUUACUUGUCUUAUAUGAUGAAUGUUGUAAUUCUUCCUUAAGGCGUGAAAAGACUGUCUCAGAUUUUAUUGAAUUUGUAAAACCAGUGGCUACUUGCAUAAAGAGUUUGCAAUUGGCACGAGAAGAUUUUGAAAUAGUAAAAGUUAUUGGUAGAGGUGCAUUUGGUGAAGUAUGUGUUGUGAGAAUGCGUGGUUCAGAUAAAGUAUUUGCAAUGAAAAUUUUGAAUAAAUGGGAAAUGUUAAAGCGUGCAGAAACUGCAUACUUUAGAGAAGAGAGAGAUGUAUUGGUAUAUGGUGAUCGUAGAUGGAUCACAAAUCUUCAUUAUGCCUUUCAAGAUGACAAUAAUUUGUACUUGGUCAUGGAUUAUUACUGUGGUGGAGAUUUGUUAACACUGUUGAGCAAAUUUGAAGAUCGCCUUCCUGAAGAUAUGGCACGUUUUUAUAUAGCUGAAAUGGUUCUGGCUAUUGGGUCCAUACAUGAUUUACGUUAUGUACACCGUGAUAUUAAACCUGAUAAUGUUUUAUUAGAUGCAAAUGGUCAUAUUAGAUUAGCAGAUUUUGGAUCUUGUUUACGAUUAUUUGAAGAUGGAACUGCACAAAGUAAUGUUGCUGUUGGUACACCAGAUUAUAUUUCCCCAGAAAUCUUAAGGGCAAUGGAAGAUGGACAAGGACAAUAUGGACCUGAAUGUGACUGGUGGUCUUUAGGAGUAUGUAUGUAUGAAAUGUUAUAUGGAGAAACACCUUUCUAUGCAGAAUCUCUAGUCGAAACUUAUGGAAAAAUUAUGAACCAUAAGAAUUGCUUUGAUUUUCCAGCAGAUGAUAUAUAUGAAGUUUCUGAAGAAGCUAAAGAUUUAAUGAGAAAAUUAAUAUGUAGUUCGGAAUUUAGAUUAGGUCAAAAUGGAAUUGACGAUUUUAAGAAACAUCCAUGGUUUGAAGGAGUAAAUUGGGAUACUCUUAGAGACAGUACUGCACCUUAUAUUCCUGAAGUUUCUUCACCAACUGAUACAUCAAAUUUUGAUGUUGAUGAUACAGAUGUUCGUAGUUCUGAUGCUGUUCCACCAGCAGCAAAUUCUGCGUUUUCUGCAUUACAUUUACCAUUCGUUGGUUUUACUUUUACUCAAGGAAGUUGCAUAUCAGAUCUUGGUUGUUUAUCUGCUAUAACUCAGAAAGAUAAACGUAUGCAGAUGCUAGAGGAAGAAAAUGCACAACUAAUACAAACACUUGAUGAUUUAAAAAAACAAAUUAAUAUGAAUCAUUCUUCUCCUGGUAUAUCACCAGAUUCUAAUAAUGCAACAAGAAAACUUCAGGAUGAAAUAAAUACACUUACUAAACGCAACUGUGAAUUGGAAUCACAAUUAAAAUCCAUGGAAAUUCCCCGUGAAUUACGUAAUUUAGAUAACGGUGAUAUAACAAAAUUACGAGAAUUAGAAAAAUUAGUACGUUCUCUUCGAUUAGAAAAAGAAGAAGCUAUUAAAGAUAAAUUAGAUGCACAAGAAAAACUUAAACUUCAAGAUAAAGAAUUAAAAGAUGCAUUAACACAACGUAAAUUAGCAAUGGCUGAAUAUACUGAAGUUACAGAUAAAUUAUCCGAAUUAAGACAACAGAAACAAAAAUUAUCUAGACAAGUUAGAGAUAAAGAAGAAGAAUUAGAAGUUGUAAUGCAAAAAGUUGAUAGUUUGCGACAUGAUAUUAGAAAAGCUGAAAAGUUACGAAGAGAAUUAGAAAAUCGAGUUGAAGAGGCUAUGGCUGAAACAAGUAAAGAAAGAAAAUUAAGAGAACGUAGUGAAGAAUAUUGUAAGCAAAUGCAAGAAGAAACAGAAAAAAUUAGACAAAGAUCUAUGGGAAAUGAUGCAGGUGCAAAUCAUGCAUUAGCAACACAAGAGAUUAAUAGGUUAAAAGCAGAAGUUGAAAAACUUGAAGUUCAAUACAAUGAAAAUUUAAAUCAACAGCAAAGUAGGUUCAAUCUUGAAAUUCGUAGUCUUCAAGAACAAUUACAUGAAACUGAAACAAGAAGAGAUUUGCUGGAAAGAGAAGUUCAAUUAACGAAAGAAAAAUUAGAUACUGCAAGAUUAGAAAAUAUUACUGAUAGCGAGGAAACUAUAAACGAAUUAAAUAGACGUCAUGAAAGAGAAAAAAUUAUGCUAGUCGAAGAAAAUAAAAAACUUAUGUUAGAACUUAACACUCUUACUGAUAGUGUUAACAGAAUACAAGGUGAAAGGCGACAAUUAGAAGAAGAAUAUGAAGAACUAAGAAAUAAAAAGGAAGCCAUUGCACAAUGGGAAGCUCAGAUUACUGAAAUUAUUCAAUGGGUAUCUGAUGAAAAAGAUGCUAGAGGAUACUUGCAGGCAUUAGCUACGAAAAUGACUGAAGAAUUAGAAUUUUUAAAACAUUCUGGUGGUGUGGGUGGUGUAGGAAGUGGAUCUACAAUGGCGGAUAAAAAUUGGCGAAAUCGUAGAUCACAGAAACUUGAUAAAAUGGAACUUUUGAAUUUACAAAGUUCUUUACAAAGCGAAAUACAAGCUAAACAAGCAAUAUCUGAAGAGCUUACAAAAACGCGUUCAGAUUUAAUUGCUGCUCAAAAGGAAUUAAGAGACUUUAGACAGCGAUUCGAUACACUCACACAUGAAAUAAAACGUAAAGAAAUGCAAAUAAAAGAAUUACAAGCAAGGCUUGACACAGGCGAUGGCUUUUUAGAACGUCCUACAUCUCAAAUGUCAUAUUUGGAACAUUUUUUGAAAGAAACCGCAAGUAGUACACGUCAUGGAAGUGCAGAUAGUGUGGAAGCUGAUAUUGAGGAUAAUCGUGCACCGAGUAUUUCCAGUAGUAAAAGCAAUUUAUCUGAACUUAGUAUUGAUCCAACAUCACCAUUAUCCCAUGAGCUUCUCAAUAAAUCAUCAACAUCUCAUGGACAAACCAAUCUUCAACCAAAACCAAAAUCUCAUCAAUUUUUAGUAAGAACAUUUUCAACACCUACAAAAUGUAAUCAUUGUACUUCACUGAUGGUAGGUUUAACGAGACAAGGAGUAGUAUGUGAAGUAUGUGGUUUUGCAUGUCAUAUGCCUUGUUGUGAUAAAGUUCCACCAAUGUGCCCAGUACCACAUGAUCAAACAAAACGACCAUUAGGUAUUGAUCCUACACGAGGAAUAGGUACAGCAUAUGAAGGAUAUGUUAAAGUGCCAAAAAUGGGUGGAGUAAAAAAGGGUUGGGUUCGUCAAUUCGUGGUGGUUUGCGAUUUUAAAUUAUUUCUUUAUGAUAUUUCACCAGAUCGUAAUGCAUUACCAUCUGUUUAUGUGUCUCAAGUCUUGGAUAUGCGUGAUGAAGAAUUUAGCGUUAGUUCCGUUCGAGAUUCAGAUGUCAUACAUGCUACAAAAAAAGAUAUUCCAUGCAUAUUUAGGAUAACAACAUCUUUGCUAGAACCACCUGGUUUAAGAAAUCAUACGUUAAUGCUUGCAGACACUGAAAGUGAAAAAACAAAAUGGGUAGUUGCUUUAAGUGAAUUGCAUAGAAUACUAAAAAAAAAUAAUCUUCCUAAUACAACGAUUUUUAGAGCAAAAGAAUUAUUAGAUAAUACAUUGGCACUCAUUAAAAAUGUGAUGUCAGGAGCUAUUAUUGAUCCAGAUCGUCUAGUCAUUGGUACAGAAGAAGGUCUCUUCUGUUUAGAUUUAGAUCGUAGCGAAAUUGCAAGAGUAGGGGAAGGCAAGAAAAUAUAUUUACUGGAAUAUGUAACAGAAGAACAAUUAAUAGUAGUUUUAAGUGGAAAACAACGUCAUGUACGGCUGGUUCCAGUACGUGCAUUAGAUGGAGAUGAAGUUGAAUGGAUUAAAGUUGCAGAAACUAAAGGAUGCAUAACUUUAACGACAGGCAUAGUCCGUCGAAGUCCAUUAACUUAUUGUUUGUGUGUUGCCAUAAAGAAACAGAAUACAUCACAAAUCAUUAUUUAUGAAAUUACACGUACGAAAACACGUCAUAAACGUAUACGUGAAUUGAUGUUAUCAUGUCACGCACAAACUUUACAAAUUCUUUCUGAAGGUCGUUUCUGUGUUGGGUAUCCUUCUGGAUUUUCUAUCUACAGCAUCUUAGGAGACCAUCAUCCUAUUUCAUUGGUCCAUUCUGAGAAUACUCUCUUAGGUUUUCUUACAUAUAGUGCUGUGGAUGCUUUACGUUGUAUUGAAUUGCCACGUGGUGAAUUUUUAUUAGUCUUCCAUACAUUGGCAGUUUAUGUUGACAGCCAAGGUAGAAAGAGUAGAGAUCGUGAAAUUAUGUAUCCUGCUGUUCCAACAGCAGUUAGUUAUUGUGAAGGCUAUUUAUUAGUGUAUAGUGAGACUCAUAUCGAUGUGUUUGAUUGUACAACUGGAGACUGGUUGCAAACACUUAAUGUAAAACGAGCACGACCACUAAAUACUUCAGGUUCUCUGACCUCUUGUAUCAUUAAUGAUAUGCCACAUGUUAUUUUUUUGAGUAAUUUACAUCAACGAGAACUACUUAAUUUAACACCAUUAGAUCCAACUGGUAGACAAAUGACAAAACCGCGAAGAAGAUUUUCAUUAAGAGAAGGAAAUAGGGCUAUUCGUCCCACUGAUAGACGUUCCAAAAUGAUAUCCGCUCCGACAAAUUUUAAUCAUAUUAGUCAUAUGGGUCCAGGUAAUGGAAUACAGAUUCAACGGUUGUUAGACUUGCCUACUACACUCGAAACAGCUGAUCAACAACAUACCGGUCAUCACAGUAGUUCUCAUCUUCAUAGCAGCCAACAAAGAUUAUAUAGUCCUGCAAUUCAAACAUCAAGUAAACCAGCACCAUUGCCUCCUAGGCACCCACCUUCUGAUACUCGACGUCUUAGUUCUCAUAUAUCUAGAAAUUCUGGAUAUUCGCCACAUAAUGGUUCAACAUCAUCACGUAGAGGACCGGCACCGCCAAGACCAACUGCUACUCCACCUUCAUUACCACGUACUCCUGUGGACCAAGUGGAUUCGGAAUCUGUGCAUCUACGAUCGCAUACUCCACUUUCUCUUGGUAGCAUUGCAUCUUUACAUGAUAAGGAACACACUUCUGGUGGAAGUCCUAGACAUUCAAUAGCUUCAAAUAACAGUUCAAAUCCAUCGACACCUCCAAGUCCUGCUCAUGAUCAUGGUUCAUCUUCAUAUGAUUCAUAAAAAUUAAUUUAAUAUUUUUCUCAACAUUAAUAACUUACUGUAAUCAUAUACACUAUUUGAACAAUAAGAUUACAGUAUCUAUGAUAACAUUUUUACACAGAAUGAUAUUCAUAUUUGAUUUUUAGCUAGAAAGUUAUCGCAUUUCUUUUCUUUUUUUUAUUCUGUGCAAUAAAUUUUCUUAACUUUGUGCAUUAUGUUUAUUAUAUUAUAAAUAUCUAACAAAAGGCAUAAUACUCGUAUACAUAUACAAAUGAAUUGAAAAGUUGCACUGUUUUAAUUAUUUAGUUCAGUACAAAAAUUUGAUAAAUAUAUUAACAUUAAUAUAUAUUAGCUUGUGGUACUAUUAUCGCAAUAACUUUCUGGUUUUCAAGAACUUAUAUAUAAUAAGUUAUAUACUUAACAAAGCAAUUUAAAGUUAAUGUAAUGAUAAAUUAUUGUAAAUAAUUUAUGUUUGAAAAUCAUUGAAAAUCAUCUUUAAGAUGCCAUAUAUUACCGAAGUAGGCUGAGUCAUUUUAAUUUUAUUUUUUUUUUAUUUUUGAAUUUUAACGCAGAUAUUUUGCAUAAUUUUAAUUUUUUAUCUUCAACUAAUUGCUUUUAAAUUAAUAAAAAUCUAAA